Knipowitschia caucasica is the source of this 441-nucleotide messenger RNA. NCBI's taxonomy places the organism in Eukaryota, Metazoa, Chordata, Actinopteri, Gobiiformes, Gobiidae. The record is from the annotation of a GenBank genome assembly.
AUGUCCUCCACUGCUGUUGUUAAAAGUUUGCAUGAUGAGGACUUCUGCCUUCAAUCUCCUGGAGUCACUGUGCUUCUCCUGAGGUGGGUCGGGCCCUAUGUUGAGAAGCUCCUGUCCCUGGACUGUGUUGCAGGCUGGCUCCGAGUGUUGGCCCUGAGGGCAGGAGUGGUGGCCAUCAGGGGUGAGAAGAGCCAGCGGUACCUGUGCAUCAAAGCCACAGGACGUGUCUACACUCAGGAGUCGUUCUCGGCCGAGUGUGAGCUGAGGGAGAAUAUGGAGGAGAACCACUACAACACCUACUCCUCCCAGCGAUACCCCGGCCUCUACCUGGGCCUGUCCCGCCACGGGGAAGCCAAGAACGCCACCAAAGUGGAGCCCUGGAGGUCAGCGGCACACUUCUUACCCCUGACCGAGAUGCGGUUCUGUCCACCGAAGGGAUGA